AUGACUCCUCAUCUUACACCGCGAGUCCGUCGCACGUCGCAAAACACACAAUACACCUACAAUCUAUCGAGGCGGAUUCACGAUGUCAAGACCUACCCCGUCCAGUCUCCCCAAGGGGCCGCAAUCCUCCUGUACGCCCAUGAUAACGGUGUCACGAUAGUCUGGAGAGGCGGACGGAGGUUCAAACCCACAAGAACAAAGUCUUCUGUUCCGACGAAUGAGAAACAAAACGGCGCCCCGGACGAUUCCGUCAUGAUCAUCGACUCCGAUGACGACGAACCCCCGGCCAAGUCGGCCAAGGCAGGCAAGGCCUUUGCGCCAUUCACAGACAAACCCGAGUUCGAAAAUUCCGAGGAGGAUGGACCGUAUCCUGAAAUCAUCCAGACCCUUGAUCUUUCUCUCGGCACAACCGCUCUUCAUCUGGCGGUGCUACCUAUGACGCCUUGCCCCGCCGAAGAUGCCGCGUGGGGAGGGGCCGAUGUGCUCAAGGAGAAGAUGGUCUUCACCGUGGCCUGCGCCACCAAUGAGGUCUACGUUGUGACGCUUCCAUUGACGCCUCCAAGCCCGGAAAGCAAGGCGCGCCCCGAGCUGAGAUCGAAUCUACUGGCCGGCAAGGCUGGGUCUGGCCAGUGGGGCGAGCGCGUUGUUCUCCUUGGCGGCCAAUACAAGCACAGUGAAGGGGUCGCCAUGUCAUUGAUCAAGCCCAAGACAUCGUCCAGCUCCGAUCGGAUACGAGAACAAACCGAUACCUCAAGCACACAGAAGCCUCGCCUCGUUGUGGCCGCACAUACUCGCGAGGCAUCCGGAACACUUCGUCUGUGGGAUGUCCCUCUGGAUGUCCAACCAGGCGAAGCUAGUGGCCGAAUCAACCCCUUUCAGUCCGAAUACCUUCCCAGCCCCCUGUGCAGCAUUUCUUUCAACCCGACACACCUUACCCAGCUCCUCACGGUAGCCUCGCCGCAUGCCGUACGUAUCUACGACUACGCCCUACCCUCGUUGCCUCCCGACGACCAGGCCGUUGGGCCGUUCCCCAGCCAAGGUUCCUGGCUUCUGUCUAUGUUCCAGCCCUUCACUCGCCCUACUUCGACGCGGAAGCCGAUUCUUGACGCAGCUUGGAUCGCACAUGGUAGAGCCGUGCUCGCAUUACUGGCGGACGGCACAUGGGGUAUUUGGGACGUGGAUGGUGCCAGCCCGCUCGGCGCUUCGAUCCUGGGAAAGAACAGCUCUGGCAUCAAGGGUGCGGCGCUUACAGCCUUCAGUGCCAGUGGCCAUGUCGAAGGUACAGGGCCUUUGCGCACGACGGCUGGCGUACCGAGGUCAAACGGCAAUGGCGAGUUUGUUCCUCUGACGCCGCAUAGCCGUCGUGAUGCUGCGGCAUCGUUGAGCGCGGCCGGCUCACUGGAACGUCUCGUGUCUGUCAGGGGUGGUAUUGUGGUGACGCCCUUGCCCGGUAGUGGCUCGGGCUCCGCCGACGAGAGUGUUGUGCUAUGGAUUGGUGGGCUGGAUAAUGUCUCGGUCAUCCCAGCAGUAUCUCGGUUCUGGGACGCACAACUGCGUCGGGGCUCGGGGGGUGGCGUGAACCUCUUCAGCGGUACUACUCCGACCAGAAUGAUCCGCCUGCACGACCUGUCUACCGGCCUUCUCGGAGAGCGAUGUUGUGGCGUCGGCGCUGCGGUCAAUUACCCGAAGCUGAAGGAGACCGAAGGAGGAUUGCAGAUCGAGGUUCUCAUCAUGGGAGAGAGCCGCCUGGUUAUUGUCCAUGAGUCGGAGGACACGCCUGGCACCAAGAUCGGAUCUGUUGUCUCGACACGACGACGCCUCUUCGGCGACAGGGGGAAGGCAGAGCCGCCCAGCGCCAUCAUCGUGCACCCUCGACCCGACCAGCCCCGGAAUGUCUCGUUCAACCUCAGCGUCAACAAGACGAGAAGCUUGCGUGCGAAAUCAAACGGCCGCGACAGCUUCGACGCAGAGGAUCCCACCCACGACUUCACGCUUCCCGUCGGCCGGCCCAAGUCGGGCUUCGGGUUCGCCGACACGCUCAGCGCAGCGGCAGACUUGCAGGACGAUGUCACGAUGCGCGAUGUUGAGGAGGAGAUGCUGGAUAUCUUGGAGAUUGACCAGGCUUUGGAGAAUAUGGAAGACGACCGGGGUAGCGGACGAAAGAAGGUCUUCUUUGAGGAGGACCAAGACCGGUCAUUCCACUAA
Messenger RNA from Colletotrichum higginsianum IMI 349063, 2205 nucleotides. RefSeq lists its product as uncharacterized. The record is from RefSeq and is a predicted model, not a curated record. The transcript is spliced from 2 exons. Gene Ontology annotation, molecular function: protein binding. Bases 1 to 2205 code for a protein of 734 amino acids. Lineage: Eukaryota; Fungi; Ascomycota; Sordariomycetes; Glomerellales; Glomerellaceae.